Paraphaeosphaeria sporulosa is the source of this 1501-nucleotide messenger RNA. RefSeq lists its product as uncharacterized. The transcript has a single exon. Gene Ontology annotation, biological process: transcription by RNA polymerase II. NCBI's taxonomy places the organism in Eukaryota, Fungi, Ascomycota, Dothideomycetes, Pleosporales, Didymosphaeriaceae. Gene Ontology annotation, cellular component: nucleus. The record is from RefSeq and is a predicted model, not a curated record. The coding region runs from base 37 to 1491 and encodes 484 amino acids.
GAACAACGCUUGACAGGCAUCCCUCACACGACAACCAUGUCCCUAGCACGAGGAGAGCGCGUGUAUUUUGACUUCGACAGUGGGAGUAUCGAGCCCGCAGGAGCAGAACCGGAAAGCAACGAUGCGCCGCCGCUCGCGCUCGCGUCCGCCUUCGUGGGCGACAUCCUCGAGCGCCCCGCUGGAGGGGUCACGCAACCGCCUGUAGCACCGUCCCCCAAGACAAACGUUGGCGGGUUUCCGGCACACAAGAAGCGCACGCCUAGAGUCUCUGCGUUCAAGAGAGAGAGGGCAGCGAACGGCGCCGCGAGGGCCAAGGAACAGACGCAGACAGCACCACAGCGAACCGAUGACUUGCAGGAGCAGCGAGCGCGAACAAAGGGCGCAGGCGGGGAAGGCGACGACGAGAAGAGGCAAAUCGACCAGGAAAACAGAAAGAGGCUGGCCAACAUGUCGGCCGAGGAGAUCGAGCAGGAGCAGCGGGAGUUGCUGGAAAGUCUGCCGCCGAGCUUGAUACAGAGGCUCUUGGGAAAGGCCGACAUUGCGGACGGGAGCAACGAGAAGGACUGGGACGCACCGGAAGGACCGGCGCCAGAGAAGCCCAGGGUGGAGGAGUCGGAACGAAAGGCAGAGUCCCCCACGAAGGCCUCGUUCGCAGAGCCGCCAUCUGCGAAGAAAGUCUCGUUUGCAGAGCCAGACACGGGAGACGUACCAGCGGCAGUGCAAUUCACACAGCCAGCGCCGUCCACCUCUCAAGAGCCCGCCAUCCCUGGCGCAGAUCUCGCCGACUCGCACAGCUCACUCCACUUCCCCCGCCCAUCCCAGCCCCCCGACCUCGACCCCAACGACCCCGCCUUCCUCCAAAACCUCCACGAGAAGUACUUCCCCAACCUCGCCUACGACCCCUCGACCCUCUCCUGGAUGACCCCCAUUGACCCGUCCGACACCCGCUCACCGUACCACCCCUCCCACCGCGCCUUCAACGCGCGCGACCUCCGCUUCGAUUUCAAAGGCGCGCUGCUCGCGCCUUCCGCCGCCCGCGAGAUCCCCGUCACGCACGGCCUGCACCACCACGCCGACGCGCCCGAGGCCGCGGGGUACACCAUCGCCGAGCUCGCCGUCAUGGCGCGCAGCAGCGUCGCGGCGCAGCGCUGCGUGGCGUUCCAGACGCUCGGGCGGAUCCUGUACCGGCUUGGGCGCGGGGAAUUUGGGUUCGAGCGCGUGCGCCGGAAGGCGGAUGGGCCGGUGCAGGUCGUCAAGAACCCGGACGUGCAGGAGGAGGAGGCUGACGAGGAGGACAUCGAGGUUGACAUGGAGGAUGCAGGGAGUGCGAUGGCGGCGGGGCUGUGGAAGGAGGUGGAGGAGGGCAAGGUGGUGGAGACGCUGACGGAGGAGGCAAAUAGGACGCGGGGCCAUUUGACGAGCCGGACGUUUGCGACCGAGGCGCUGUGGAAUUGGCGGAGGGGCGGGGGCCGGAAGAGAGCUGCUGUGUAGUGUAGGGGAG